AAUAUCCCACUGGAAUACAAACUUUAUUUCUUCUGAGGUACUUAAAGUUGAAUAUUCCUUCCCUCACCAGAAUCCCUUCACAGUUAUGCAACAAUCUUCUGAACCUGUACACUCUCGACAUGCCAAAUAGCUCCAUAGAUGAUACAGCAGAUGAUAUUUGGAAGAUGCACAAACUGAGGCAUCUGAAUUUCAAGGUCAUCCAAUUACCUGCACAUCCUGGGAAAUAUUGCAACUCUCUGGAAAAUCUCAAUUUCAUAUCAACCUUACACCCCAGUAGUUGUACUCAAGAUAUACUGAGCAGACUGCCUAAUCUUCAAAGUGUUCGAAUAUAUGGAAACUUGAGUUCAUAUCAAUCUACGCUGUCCAAAAGCCUCUGUGAACCACUCAGUCUUGAAUCAUUGAAGCUGGUGAAUGAAAGUGAGAUCUCAAAGCUCUCAUCAAUUAAGCUGAGCGAGUAUCAGUUUCCUCCACAACUGACCCAACUGAGCUUGUCAAAUACUGAACUGAAGGAUGAUCCCAUGCCAUUACUGGAGAAACUACAACAUCUUAAAAUCCUCAAGCUGAAGCACAAUUCUUACACUGGGAGAAAGCUGACUUGCGGCACUGGUGGUUUCCCAAAGCUCGAGGUUUUGCAUCUGAAAUCAAUGCUGUGGCUAGAAGAGUGGACGCUGGAUACAGAAGCCAUGCCAAACCUCGAAUGUUUAGUUAUCAAUCCUUGUGCUCACUUGAGAAAGCUUCCUGAAGAGCUAUGGCACAUUAAGACUUUCAACAAAUUGGAAUUCUGGUGGCCACGACUGGAGCUAAAGCAAAGACUGAAGGAUUUUGAGGAUUUAGAGCGAUACAACAUUCAGAUAUACCCCUAUGGAGUUUGAUUUAUAUGAGUUGUUUUGGAAUUACUUCAAAGUUCUCGGAAAUCAUAAAGGGAGAUCAUGAACGCAGUCAGGAACUCAAUUUCGGUUGAAACCCAGCAUUGAUCAGUUGAAACCCAGCAUUGAGCACUUCAGCUUUCUACUUAUGAAGAUAUGGACAUUGGUCACAGAAACUGAUGUUUGGCUUUGUAGACUUCAAGAACUGCUAAGAUGGAGCCAUAACUGGACAAUUGUAAUAAAAAAAAUGGCACUCUGUAUUUAUCUUUAUUUAGAUUUUUC
This is a messenger RNA of Mangifera indica (mango), 1148 nucleotides long. RefSeq names its product probable disease resistance protein RF9. Gene Ontology annotation, biological process: protein folding. The transcript is spliced from 2 exons. The coding region runs from base 120 to 872 and encodes 250 amino acids. Gene Ontology annotation, molecular function: alpha-tubulin binding. NCBI's taxonomy places the organism in Eukaryota, Viridiplantae, Streptophyta, Magnoliopsida, Sapindales, Anacardiaceae. The record is from RefSeq and is a predicted model, not a curated record.